Messenger RNA from Camelina sativa (false flax), 1109 nucleotides. The record is from RefSeq and is a predicted model, not a curated record. Lineage: Eukaryota; Viridiplantae; Streptophyta; Magnoliopsida; Brassicales; Brassicaceae.
UCUCACUCAUUGGUCUGUGUAAAUGAUGGCAACUCAUUGCACUUCUUUAGUCAGUGUUCUCGGGGUAUUUUUGGUAUUGACACUCUACCACAACCGGAUCACCGUCUCCGGACAGAAUAUUCCGGCGGUGGCCUUGUUCACCUUCGGUGAUUCCAACUUCGACGCAGGAAACAAACAGACUCUCACCCAAGCUCACGUCGCUCAAGGUUUCUGGCCGUAUGGAAAAUCCCGAGAUGAUCCCAACGGCAAAUUCUCUGACGGCUUCAUCGCUCCGGACUUCGUUGCAAAAUUCAUGGGGAUUCCAAUCGAGAUCCCGGCGGCGCUUAAACCGAACGUAAAUGUCUCACGUGGAGCUAGUUUUGCCGUCGCCGAUGCUACUCUUCUCGGAGCUCCGGUGGAAUCUGUAAGUCAAUUUUCCGUGACCAACAAGUUAAAGAACGAUAUCAGCUUGUUGUAUUCAUCAGGAGCGAGUAAGUUCGUGAUCCAAACCCUAGCUCCAUUGGGUUGCUUACCUAUCGUCAGACAAGAUUACAACACCGGGAUGGAUCAAUGCUAUGAAAAACUCAACGAUUUGGCUAAGCAACACAACGAAAAAAUUGGACCGAUGCUGAACGAAAUGGCCAAAGCAUCUCCUGGUUUCCAAUUUACCGUCUUCGAUUUCUACAAUGUCAUUCUUCGUAGGACGCAGAGGAACCUGAACUUCCGGUUUUUCGUUACGAACUCAUCGUGCUGCGGAAUUGGGACACACAAUGCCUACGGUUGCGGUUUACCUAACGUGCACUCGAAGCUAUGCGAGUACCAACGGUCUUACCUAUUCUUUGACGGACGUCACAACACCGAGAAGGCACAAGAAAUGUUCGGAAAUCUACUCUUUGGUGCCGAUCCAAAUGUUAUCCAACCGAUGAACGUCCGUGAGCUUGUGGUUUACCCAGCUGAUGAACCGAUGCGUGAGUCUUGGAUGCCUACAACGUCAGCCACUUUCUAAGCCAGCAUCUCUAGCUCGUUGUCUAGCUGCGGUUAUAAAUUUCUCUCUCUAAAUCAAUCUUUAGGGAUCAAUCAGAUUCCUACAAGGAUAAUGAGUUCCGUAUCAAACAUCGGAAUCUUGAUGU